AUGAUAAUAGCUAGCCUUCACCGCCCCGCCGCCGUCGCCCUCUCCCAGGGAGAAGCAAAAGCCACAAUCGUCGAGAGCACCGACACCCCUCAGGGACCGCCCCCUCUAUCACCCCCUGAAUUCCUCUUUUUCAAACCCAAGAUCCCAACCGACGGCCUCCCCACCAAAUUGGAAGUUUGGCCGGCCAUGCUCGACAUCAACCUCUCCGCCCGCCUCUCCGCGCAGGACGAGGACCAGCUCCUCAACAACAUCUGGAUCGGCCUGCUCGGCGUCGAGGCGCUCAUGGUGUUGGGUGUUGCGUUGCGCGCGGUGGUGUCGUCGAGGCUCUUUACCGCCAUUGGCGGGAGGAAGGAUUCAAGAGGUGUUAUUAUGGGUGUGGCGAGCGAAUAUCACGAUGUGGAUGGCUACUGGGCACGGGAAUGAUGGGCUUGCAUUUUCAUUCUUCUGGCGGGUUGGGAUGUUCCUGCGUUGUGUUGUGUUGCUGUUUGUCAGCGGCCUUUUUCUUUCCUCAACCCCCUUUUCUUCUUUUGGCUUUUUCCCGCUGCAUUCUGGGGCGUUCUGGGGCACGGUCAUGAUGAUGAUGGUUAAAAUAUGAGAGAUGGUUUAUGAAAAACAAUGGAAGAGAGCCAAGUAAUGACAUUUGGCUGGCUCGAUAAAAUGCCAGUGUUUCUGGACAACAC
Messenger RNA from Chaetomium fimeti, 680 nucleotides. RefSeq lists its product as uncharacterized. NCBI's taxonomy places the organism in Eukaryota, Fungi, Ascomycota, Sordariomycetes, Sordariales, Chaetomiaceae. The coding region runs from base 1 to 423 and encodes 140 amino acids. The record is from RefSeq and is a predicted model, not a curated record. The transcript is spliced from 2 exons.